AUGGCCGCUGCGAGCUUGUCGCUUAUUGCGCCUGUGUGCUACAAUCAUCCCGAGAAGCGAGCGGAUUUCAAGUGUUUUGAUUGCAAAUAUGGUGAGUUCAUCUCCUAAAAUUCCUUUCUGUAAGCACAUUUGGAAAGAUUUGUUUUCCACUAGAGUUCUAUGUACCUGUAUCAAUGCAAACAAAGCGUGUAAACAUGUUAUGGUGUAGAAAACACAUGGCACGUGAUUUGCGCCCGGUAAAGAUUAUAAUGACAGUAGUAAUAACGAGUACAAUGUUAAAGAGGGAUAAAAAAAACAAACAAAUAAACAAAGAAAAACAAAUUGACAAUAAAAUGUUAGACUUAUUACUUAACAUCUUCGCGCCUAGAAAUUAAGCUUCAACAUUAGUAAAGAAUUUAGACUUGAACCAAUAUGCAUGAAAGAUGUAAGCCUUCUGGGUAACUUACCAUGACACUGUACCUGAAUGCGAGUAAAUAAGGUCAACAGACUAACUCUUUGUUACAUGUCGCUCAACGUUUUGCAUCAUCUUUUAACUGACAAGGUUUCAGCUUCAAAUGUAGAUGUAUGAUCUUGUUGUACAGCCAAAUUACCCUCUGGAUUUUGUAAUUCUUUAGAGACACAUGCUCAGGUCAACACUUAUCUCAUCAGGUUUUUAAAAUCUGAAUGGCUGUUGACACAAAAAAUUUAGAAAAGUAUUAUCCAGAAUCUGUCUGGUUGGUGAUCUGGGAUAUGACUUUUGCCAUCUAAGCAUAUAUUUAAUCCAUUUAAACUUGGUCCUUUAGGUUGUAAACAAUUGCAAGGUUGAUUGAAGCAGGAUUAACUAGUGCCAACAUGGAUUUAGUAGAUGUAUAUACUAUAUAUUUUGUACCUCUGUUUCAGGAUAAAUGUGAAAUCAGGAGACACUAUUUUAAUGAUAGCUACAUGUGUGUGAAUUAUGUGUUUUUUAUCUUACAGAGAGUAUUAUCUGUCUGUGUCCUCAAUGUAAUAUUCAAGUGCACAGCCUGGAUGUUUUCAAGGCACACAGAUAUGAACAGAUAGAAGUCAUGGUAAGGCAUCUAAAAUUUUUAUUACAGUAAUACAGUCAAACCUGUAUCAAGUUCCUUGGCAUUAAGCUUUUUUAUUUUGCUAAGUUCUGACAUUUUCACCUCUAUUAACCCUUUACCCCCUAAUAGUGUCUAGCAUCUAAUUUCUCCUUACAAUAUCACCCUUGAAUCAAACUUUAAGGUCAUGAGAAUUGAGGAAAUGAUCACCAACUUAAGCAGCUCUUGAUUAUUAUACAAAUUCUCUUUGUCAGCACCUCAGGAAAUGUUUAGUGAAUAGUAUGGAGAGUAUGGAUACUGAUGUUAGGGGGUAAAGGGUUAAGUGGUUGUGGUUGUGGUUACCCUUGACUGAGUCUCAAUGGCAUGUUUGUAUUGUCUUCUACUUGUAUUGAGCUGACACUUAAAGCUGGACCACUUGAAUAAAAUUAAGAGUAAUCUCUCAGCUGAAACAUAUUCCAAUUUAAUCUCCAUGAAUCAAUUUUAGUACUUUGAGUUUAAAGUCCUCAAUGCAUUACAGAACAUCUGUCUUUUUUGGACCUAUAGGACAAUUGUUAGAUACGAACAUCAUGCAAGUAAUUUGCAGGUCAACUUGUAUUAAGUGGUCACUUUGCCAAUCCCCAUGCAGGGCUAGAAAUAAAAUGUAGGUUUUGUCUGGUCAACUCCUUGGAUUGCCGGACAUUUUGUCUGGUUGUUCACUUACAUAAAGAGGAAGUAAUUCUGAGCUGAGUUCAGGUUUUAAAAAACAACAGAAUGAGUUAGGGUAAGGUAUCACUUUUCCUGAAUUAAGUUUGAGGCUGCAUGUACAAAAAAAGCAUGGUAAUAGGCUUUGCAUAUACUAUUACAAUCAAAGAAAUGAAAGAUGGGCAUAAUUCUUCCUUAGCAGAAACAACGACGAUUGUCACAAGAUGUCCAAGACAUCGAAAAGUACGUAUGUUAUUUUGUCCCCACAAAGGCUGUAGGCUCAGCAGUGUAUAGAAAAUCUUGUUUUUAUUAUUUUUAUAUAUUCAUGAAAUACUGGAAUUUCUUUUUUGAAAAGUAAACAUGCCAUUUGUAUGUUGAUAUGAAAAGAUUUUUCAUGUAUGUUGUCAUGGUAAUUGGAUUUAUCAACGUAGCAUUGUACUUCAAGAAGGGUUUACUUUUAUUCUUGUGAACAUCUCUUAGGUUUGAAUCAAUUUUUUUUUUUAGAGAAAAGCGUUUUUUUGUCUUGCAAAGAUGGAGAACUUUUCUGUUUCAUGACAUGCUAUUUUUCAACCAGGUUACUUGAGGUGGAGAAUGAAUUGCUUCAGAGUGUGCUUACAAGGUUAAAGUACACAGAAGAAGAAGAGAAGGUAUAAUUUUAUUUGUCUCUUAACAGAGUGACUGCCAGUAACGCAAGACUUGUUUUACAACUAGGUAGUUUGUCUUAUAUAUUAUUGUUUACAAACAGAAACCCAAAAAAUCCUCAAUGAUCUCACUCACUCUCAGCAACCCCCAUUUUUACAAACAAGUUGUGAUCAGCAUAAAUUAUCAGUAUUUAUCUUCCUCCCAGGUUUUGAAAAGAUAUGUACCUGUGGUUUAUGGCUUCCUUAGAUAAGUGAAAAAUUUAGGUGGCUCUGGACUGUAAUUAAUUUUGCUUGCAGGAAACCUUAAGCCAGUUGGUGCAAAUGCAAUCAGCUACCAAAAAGAGAGUUGCUGAAAUAAGAGGUUGUGCAGGAGCAGUUGAAAAAGCCUUUCAGUAUCUGGCAAAGGUAAUACAACUUCCAUUUUGAUAGCACUCUCUGCAAGAUUUGCAAUUGAAUAUACAUGUAAAGGUAGAUCUUUUUGUUAAGCAUGUAAUUACAGUAAGUCAAAAAUGAUCUGGUGAAUGUAUUUUUGACUGGGAAGAAAAACUUGCAAAUAAAUUUGAGAGCUGACAGUUUGUAGUAGUAGAUAGCUUUUAUUGUGGAUAUUAAAUAAAUUUGAAUAGGCUAGACUGGGUACAGGCAGGUUACAUAUAAGUCUUUUCCUUAAGAUUGAGCAAGUUGUUUAGCAUACAAGUCAUAGGACUUAGAUGGAGCCAAUGGCUAUGCAUCAUGCAUUUUAUUUGCAAAAUUAUUUUAGUACAUUACCAAUUAGGUAUCUGUGUGUGUUGUUUGCACUCAAGCAAGCAAGUAAUAAGUUUAUUUCUAGCUUUUAAGAAAGUUUUGUUUCCUUCCCACCCACAACAUUGACAGUUUUUAUUGUCUCUAUAUUUCAUUAGUGUUACUUUGUAAUUUAUUCCUGAUCACUUGACCAUUAUGUAACUGUCCAGUACCUUUGAUGUAAUUGUCUAGUGCUUUAUGUAUGCAGGAUAUGUACAUUUGAUAAACUGUCUGGUCCCAUAACAAGCCUCUAUUUGCAGUAGUGCUUAGGUUUAUUAAUUUUUUGCUCUGUGGUGUUAUUCACUUGGGAAUGCAUUAUCAAGUUUAUUUUUGUCCAAAUUUGUAUCUUUUAAUUUUUUAGGUGUCCAGCAUGCUAAUACAGUGUAGUACUCAAGAUGAAAGAAGUAGCAGCAAACUUAAUCAAGCUGUGGCAGGUGCUGAUACUGAUGCAGCAGUGCCUAUGGAGCAACCAGACAGCUCUGAGUCAAAUUCCCCCCAUCAGCCAACUCCUGUCCCUGUGCAGGAGACACCACUUGGCAGUGAAAAACAAGAUGUGCCUGAGGAACCUAAAGUUCAACUCAGUAAGGAGAUGGAAGGUACAGUUGACUCUUCAAUGUUUUAAUAUUGUUAUUUUCAAAUUAUCUGAGAGAGAGACUUAAUCAAGAGAUAGUGGAAUAAUUUUAUAUAUGUUAUUAAUUUUUUGAAGGCAAAGAUGUUUUCCCAGUCAGCAUAAUUGGAUCAUUGGCCAGAAAUGGAUCUUUUUGGAUUUCCAAGACAGGAGAACCAGCAAUGGAAACGAGGAAGGAGACUGCAAUGGCCUUAAAGUAUGACUACUUCUUUUACCCUUUGACUGCCAAGAGUGACUAACAUCUAAUUUCUCCUAACAAUAUUAACCCUGAAUCAAGCAACAAGGUCAUGAGAGCAAAGGAAAUGAUCACAACUGAAGAAGCACUUGACUGUUAAACAUAUUCUCCUUGCCAGUACCUCGAACACUGUUUAGAUGUAAAGAGUUAUUUCCUGAACUCCUAAUUCUACUAGAUGGUUCUUAAGUAGCCUCUUUCUUGGCUUUAAUUUCAGCCCUAGAUUCUCAAUCAAACUGCAAGGGAUAUCUGGAGAAAAUCAUUAUGGUUGAGAAAUAUAUGUCCUCAUACUCACAAUUGUCAACUGGAGCAAUAAGAGGAAAAACUAGAAUACUGUUUUAGUUUUCCAGUCACAUGUACAUGUAGAUACUCUAUAAAAUAUAUUUUGUUUUGUGUAUUUAAGCAGCAUUGGUCUUUGCUAGUAUUAUUCAUGAUAAGAAGCUUUUGUUUUUCUUCUAGUAAUUAUUUUAAAAAGCAUGGGUUUGGAAACCCUGUAGUACCAAAAGAAGGUUUAUUCUGUGCAGCUCUGAACAGGCAAAACAAGGAGUUCUGUCGUACCAGGGUUGAAAGUGUAUCUUCCCCUGAAAAGGUUAGAGUAUUACACUAUAUAUCGUUCAAAUGUGGACAUAUUGUACACUGUACAUAUGUAGUUUCCAAGAUUUUAUCUCUAGCCUUUGUUUAUCUCACAACUGAGUGCUUAAGAUUGGCUGUAUGAUAGGUGCCAUGUGCCAUGAAAUGUUUGUGAGUUUUAGUGUUUGGUGCAGUUUUAUGGUUUUACUUGAUCUGCAAAAGUAAGUUCCAAAAGAAAAAUAUAUGCCAUCAUAAAAUUAUUUACAAAUUUACCAUCUACAGUCCAAUGGAAAAACCCCAGGAGAGUUGGCCUUUUUUCCAUUUUAUUUUUGUUGUGAAAGUCCUCAUAUGAAGUAUGGUACCCUUUACUAGAAUUUACUAACAUGUUUGUCAUGUCUACAGUUAGUAUCAGUUCACCAAAAUAAAUGAUAAAAGUUGAACAUGCUACCUUUCCAAAGUAGGAAAUGCUCUGCCUCUUGAACAAAAAUCACACAAAUAAGUUCUGUGCAGAAGUUUUGGUCAUCUCAUGCAGCAACAAUUUAUUCUUUCAAAACACAAAAAAAUUGCCAAUUUGCAGGAUGAUAUAUUAUUAUGCAAUACAUAUCUAUAUAUUUUUGCACAGUUUUCUUCUUCUCAAGGAAUACACAAUGUGUCACUGUUGGAUUGUGAUUAAUGUUACUCGGUAGAUAUACUUUACAUGAUGAUGUCCAAUAGACUUGAAUUACAGCACUGCAUCUUAUUGAUGUUAUGUUAAUUUGCUGGCAUGGCCAGCUCAAAUUCACCCCCAUGUUGCACUGAGUCCACACACCAAGCUGCAGCUGUUUUAAGUCACCUCAGAGAGUAGAGCAAAAAAAUUAGUGACUAAAUUGGAUUUUGAUUUACUGGUGACCAAUUUAUGAUUACUAAUCACAAUUUCCCAUGGGGAGAUCAGAUAAUCCAAAUGGUUCUGGUGUCUUUAAAUGCUUGGAGUGGACUGCUUGUGGCAAUUGAAUUGAAAAUCUGUUGAAUCAUGGUGACUUGAGUCAUUUUCCAAUUUAAAGCUUACUUUGAAAGUUACUUAGCAAUAUAUUGAACAUACAUUUUGUUUAUUGUUUUUUUAGUGCAAGAUCCGAUUCCUUGAUUAUGGAUUUGUUGAGGAAUGUGCAUCUUCAGUUCUUUGUGAACUUUCUUGUGAAUUGGAUGAUAAAUUUAUCCUGUAUCAGGUAAGGUCUGACACUUUACAGGUAUAUUGGUGGACACAUUUUAGAUGAGUCUUUAUUGCUCAAGUGAAGUAACAAUUUACCAGUACAUGUAAAUUCUGUUUUGAGCAACUCAGCCUUCAGAAGACAAAACUAACCUACAUGAUUUUGUUUGUUUGUUUUCCUUCUUGUUAGGCAUUUCAAGCUUCUCUUUUUUCAGAUUUGGAUACCCAAUUGCCAUAUGAGGUAAUGAGUAUUUUUUGUUAAUCCUUUAACUCCCUUUAGUGACCAAGACAGAAUUUCUCCUUAAAUUAUCCAUGCAAUAUCAACCAGUUAGUGAUGAGAAUAAAGAAAGAGAUCAAUUUGGGGAUAAUUGAUUGAUCCAAUACUAAAUUUUCUGAACUAAUGUCACAAGAAAUGUAUGGUUGACAGUAAGGAGAAUUACAAAUUUGAUCUGGGAGUUGAAGGGUUAACAAUGUAGGCAUCGACUUUAAGUAGGGCAUGUAAGCCACACUGGCAAUUAAUCCUCUUAGGGAGAUCAGUGACAUAGGCAGAUAAGCCACACCCUGAGUUUAGCAAGUCUAAUUUUGGAGGAAAAAAAUUUUGAAAAAAGGAAGGAAAUCAUGAGGGGUUUCCUGAGAAAGUUGCUUUUUUUAGGUUGCUUCUCAAUAAUAUGGAAAAUAUAUAUAGUACUUUGAAUCUUUACCUAUAACUUAAGCAGCUGUAAUAGGAUGGACAUCAUAUGUACUGACAUACUCUUUUGUUUAAUCUUAAUCUGGUACUGUUUAACCAGUAUUUUUUUCAUUCCUGUCAGAUUUUCAAUUUAGUUUUACACAAAACUACAGGAGAUCUUUAGUUUGUCUGUUGGUUUGUUUGUAGCUUAGUAGCCAGAGGUUUGAUUAGGAGAAGGGAUAAGGUUUGCUUUAUAAAUUAACUUCUCAGCAGCUGUAUCUUUCCAUCCAAGUUGGUCAUCAUGUUGUGUUCUUGAGCAGUGUUCUCUAGGAGUGCUCCACCAGGAGUUGAAAUGGGUACCAAAAACCUUCUAAGGAAACUUGGAGAAUUCCUUGGAAGUUUCCUCCAAAGGAAAAGCCUUCCAUCUAGAGAGAGAUGGAAGAUUACCUCUAAAGGCUACAGCAGCUAGUGGUCAGAUUUAACCUUUUUUUAAUUUUUUUAUUGCAGGCAAAGUGGUGCUUCAAAGAUCUGACCUUCAACAGAGAAUUGAUGGCAGCAGUUCAAGGCCAGGUAAGUACUUUUCACUGCAGGAAAUAUUGUUAAGCAUUUUAUCAUUAAAUUUUUUUCCAUUUUCCAUUGUCACCAGGACAAAGACUGAUUCGCAAACAAUUCAUUUCUGGCACUUGUUUUUAAAUUAAGCUUAGUCAAAUUGAUUGCAGCGUGAAAAAAGGCAUAGUUUUAUUCAUGCUACUCUUUGCCAGUGUAAACUCCACUGUUUUUCUCUUCAGGAAAUACAUUUUGGAAGCAUCAUAUGGCUUUUGGCCUUUGAAUGUGAAUAACUCCUUGUGUAGCACUUCUUAAGGACAAGGGCAUGUCAGUAAUAUCUGUCCUCAGCAUUCAUUUUUCAGAAGGGUAGUGUGUAAAGCUUCCAUUAAAAGCUGGAGGCCAGUAUGAACUUCUGGGCAGCCUACCAUCUUUGGGUGGCUACUUUCACCUCAGUUUACUCUACAUUUAAUAUACAUGUAAUUGCUGGUGAAACAUCAAGCACAAUUACUUACAGGUUGUAUCUUUGUUCAUUCAUUUUUAUUAUUCAACAGGUCACUGAUAAGAAUGGCACUGUGAUCUAUCAUGUGUUGUUGUCUACUUGUGGGGACAAUUCUGUGUGUAUCAACAGCAAAGUGGCUCAAUUAGGUUUGUUAGGAUAGAUUUUCUGCUUCUCUAAAAUGAAUUAAAAGGUUAUGUAAGUUUCCCUGACCAUGCAAAAGGGUCUUUAACUUCGUCUCUCAGAGCACCCUGACACUCUCAUAAGUAAAACAGCAGUUUGAAAAAUCAGUUCUGUGAUACAAGAGGUUUUUUAAGUUUAUGCUCCUUGAAAUAAAUUGUUGAGGAAACGUAUCAAAAACUUUAGCAAGAUCCAACUAGGAAAGAAUAAAGGAGGUACUGUUCCUAAAUAAACCUUGCAUGGUAACUCCUCAAAUGUUAGUGUAGUAAUUCUAUUUUGCUAGAGUUUGAAGUGUAGUUUUUUUGUUGUAUUCAUCAUUUUAGUGGAUGAGCAAAAGCUUGCAGUAGAGGUGAGAGUAUAAACACAUGCAUGUGCAUUGAAUUUUCCCACAUAAUGUCAACAAAUAGAAGAUAGUAUAUGUACAAUUUUGUUUUAUUUACUUUAUAUUACUAUUACAGUUUUAUUACCUCCAGUUAGUAAUGCAGACUGUCAAUUUUGUUCCUUUCCCUGGGAAUUGAGAGGUUCACCAUGAUAGAGUGGUAAACAGUCUCAAACAUGCCAAUUAAAGGCUGCUUUACCUUUUUUUUUUUUCAAAUUAACUAUGAGAUUAAAUAAAUUUAGACAGACAAUCAAAAAGUACUUAUAUGCAAUUAGUGGAAUUGGUUUUUUUCCAUUGACCCACUUUUCAUGCCCAUGUAGUCCUGGUAAUUGUUCAUUUGUAUGAAGGCAGAGCUCUUACAAGAAUUGUGUAUCAGCGGUAGAUUUGAUGGCUCGUUUGUAAUUGAUUGUCUUGCUUCAGAACCGUCCUGUUCAGCCAAGAGAAGCAAAGGCAGAUGCCGAAGCACCUGUAGUUCAAAUCAAUCCCAAUAUAGCACAGACUGCAGACAGUGGGGCAGCAUGCAAUGCUGCUCAAGAGAUGGACAAUGAACAUGCUGUGUCCGUUGUAGGGAAAAUGGCAAAGAUAGUCAGUGAGGACAGUGUUUCUGAUGAGAAUACCACCUGUAAAGACAAAAUUUCGGUUGAUGCCAAUAGCAAAAAGGAAGGCAGGCAAGCACUUCGUCCGGAAGCUGAGGAGUUUGUCCCUCUAUCCCCAGAAAGGGUUAAAGUGUCAGACAAGUUAUCUGCUCAGCCUGCAUCUAAACAAGCCAGAAUCCCUGGUAUACUGCACCUUCCUGCGCAAGGUUCAUUUUCCAAAGCGUUGUUUGCGCCUGAGAGUAAGGUCGAUAAUGUACCCAGUUCUGACCACCUGCCCAAUGAAAUGCAAGCAUCUGAGCUCCAAGCCAAAGAUGUGCCUGUGUAUGACCAUCAGGAGAAUCAGAUGUUAGGGCUCAAGGAUGUAGCUGAAAACGUUGCAGGUUUUGAAAGCCAAAACGUCCUUACUCCUGAACACUCAGUCAAGGAAAUUUCUCCCUAUGAGGGCGCAGCUACAAAGUUACAGACCUUUGAGCAUCAGGUCAGCGAUGUGCCUGCUUCUGUGCUUGUGGUCAAUAAAGCAUCUGUCUCAAGGCAUCUGGAAGAAGGAGGCACUAAAGUGUUUCCAAUCGAGCAUUAUCGCAACACAGUGCCAGAUAACCACUUACCUGUUGGCGGUGUUGAUGUGGCAAUGUACAACUACAUCUUGAACAAAUGCUCUGUGAAUAUGAUUGGCAUGGAGGAACUAACAUAUGCUCGUUUUGUAAUGAUCAAAUCAGACCCCAGGCGAAUCAUCGAAGCCAUGAAGUUUGAUGUUUGGUGUUCGAAUAUGAAAACCAACAGAAGCUUAAAUAUUGCCUUCAAUAGUGUGAGAAAUGGAGGCGGCAGGGGUUCAGUGUUCCUCCUGUUUGCAGGACAUAAAUUCGUCAACUUCUGCGGUUUGGCUGAAAUGUUAACGUCUGUUGACCCGACACAGAGCUGUCCUAUGCUUAAUGAGCCAUUUAAAUUUGGUGGAAAGAUGAUCGGGAGAUGCGACAUUAGGUGGAUAUAUGUAAACAACCUUCAAUUUAAGGAUAUAAAGUUUAAACCUGAAAGUCGUUUCUCUGUCAGAUAUCUCAUGGAUGCUGCAGACGGCUUGGAAAUUGCUAAUGAUGUGGGACGGAGCAUUGUGAAGGCUUAUGAAAGUAUCACUUACUUCAACUCUAUUUUGCAACAUGCUAUCAAAACUCACCAGUCAUACUUAGAUAAUCAAAAAGAGAAACAGCCAAGGAGUGAUACUGAGCUGCCUUGGUGGAAAGUUACCAGAGAAGAGUUGAGCGAUGAUUCACCAGCAUCUCAAGAAGACUGGGACCAAGAAGUAAGUACAUACAUGUACUUAAACAUGAGUGGCUUGCACUGCCUAAAGUGCUCAAAACGCUGGAAAAGGGACAACAUGUUUGGCUAGGAUAAUGUUUCUUUUAUUUGGACCGACUUACAAAUUGUUGUUUCUUUUGUCCGGUUCACUUAUUACUUGAGACUUUCAUGUAGUUUAGCCUCUUUGACCGUAUGGACAUGCAUGUACAAGCAGCGAACUAGACGUCGUAGGAUAAUAAAAAUCUGUAACUUAACGCUCUUUACCUCUUUAAUAAUGCCAUUACAGAAACUCAGACUACUUACUCGCACAAAUGAGUAGAAUACGGACAUUCUCUAACUUCGGGAUCAUCAAGAGUCGAGUGCUUCUCUCUCGAGUGACAAACUGUCAUCAUAAAAUGUCUGUCUAGUUUUUUUUUUCACAUGUUUACUUUUUUUCCCAAAUGCAAAAUGGACUAUCAAAAGAACAAGACUGUAUAGAAUGGUGCCAGCCUUGAAUAAAUUUUUGUUGGGAAUUGAACUUUUAGUAACAAAUUUCUGUGAUAAAUUUCUAAGGUCUUGUUUUUAUGAACUUGUUUUCCGUUGUACUGUCUAACUCACCACAAGCACCCUAUAGUUCGGUAGUAGGGAUUGGUAAUGCCGAGAAAACUGGUUUGAUUCCAAACACUUAGAGUUUUUGUUUGUGUCAUUAUAGACUAAGGCUCAUUAUUGUACUUUCUUAUCAGAUUGAAGACAACCUGAAAACUUCUGAAAGGUCAGGUACUGAUAAAGACAAAACAGAUGCAUCUGCUGAGUUUCACAGCAGUGGCUGUGAAAACUUGUCUAUCGAUGCCACACAUAUCAGUGAUGAUGGACUUAGUCAUGCUCUUGACAGUCACCAGGGUGCUGAUCAAAUCGAAAUUGGGAAGGACGCCAUCUCUACUGAUAAGGAACCUGAUGGCAGUAUUAAAAAUAAAGACAUUGCAGUGGUCAAUGAUCUAACCUCUCAGUCCUUGAAAAGUGAAGAGGAAAUUCCCACGGAAAACAGGGACUCGUUAAGUAAAAACAACAAUCGUGCUCACUUUCAAUCCAGUGUCAAGAAUCGUUCCUCUUCCGAGAAAAGUCUUGCUGAGGAAACGGCUGAAGUUCCCGGUGACCCAACUGAUUGGGCAAGUAAAACGCCUUCCAAGGCAAGUCUUGAGGAAGCAGAAACUGUCCCGUCCAAUGAUGGGAGUGACUGGGAGACUAGAACGCCUUCCAAAACAAGUCUUGAAGAAGCGGAAACUGUCCCAUCCUAUGAUGGAAGCGACUGGGAGACUAGAACGCCUUCUAAAACAAGUCUUAAAGAAGCGGAAACUGUCCCGUCUAAUGAUGGAAGUGACUGGGAGACUACAACGCCUUCCAGAACAAGUCUUAAAGGAGCGGAAACUGUCCCGUCUAGUGAUGGAAGUGACUGGGAGACUAGAACGCCUUCCAAAACAAGUCUUGAAGAAGCGGAAACUGUCCCAUCCCAUGAUGGAAGUGACUGGGAGACUAGAACGCCUUCUAAAACAAGUCUUAAACAAGCGGAAACUGUACCGUCUAAUGAUGGAAGUGACUGGGAGACUACAACGCCUUCCAGAACAAGUCUUAAAGGUUCGGAAACUGUCCCGUCUAAUGAUGGAAGCGACUGGGAGACUACAACGCCUUCCAAAACAAGUCUUAAAGAAGCGGAAACUGUCCCGUCUAAUGAUGGAAGUGACUGGGAGACUAGAACGCCUUCCAAAACAAGUCUUGAAGAAGUGAAAACUGUCCCGUCGACUGAUGGAAGUGACUGGGAGACUAGAACGCCUUCAAAAACAAGUCUCAUAGAAGGUAAAACUGUUCUUUCCAAUGAUGGGAGUGAUUGGGAGGUUAGAAAACCCUCCGAAACAAGUCUUGAGAGGAAUGUAGGAGGACCAAACAGUACGUCAAGUUCUCUUUCCAAGACUUGCGUUGAAACUGAAACAGCAGUUAAGUCCUCUGCUAUACGUUCUCUGGAAACAUCACCCAUGACAGGUGAAAGAGUUAAUACAUUGGCACCACCAAGUGCCACAAGUGACUUGGAUAAGACUCUUCCCCAAGAACAAACAGAAGUUGUGCCAUCUAUGUCCAGAACAAGUCUUGACGAAGAAUCAGCAUCUCAGUUCGCAGGUGGGAGUGACUGGGAGACUGGCACUCCUUCUAAAACAAGUCUUGUUGAAGGAACUGCGGUCGGGCCCUCUGGCGAGAGUGACUGGGAAACUGGAACACCCUCCAAAACAAGUCUUGACACAGACUCAUUAGCCCAGCCGCUGCCCUUUAGCGAAGGCAAUGAAGAGACUCAUUUCAAAAACAGCCUUAAGGACGAAAUGGCAGAGUACCCCGGUGGUUCAAGUGAUCUGGAACCUGGAGGACCCACCAAUUCGAUUCUGAUUCAGACAACCUCCGCGGCUAAUGGUGAGAAGAGUUUUUUCAUGAUAUCAAUUUCUUUUGUUUCAAGAAUGAAAUUAAUUCUAGGAAAUGCAGUGCGUUCAGUUCGUUAUGUUCCUUUGGGCUCGUGUGGUGAAGGGUUAUCCAUUGCUUCAAGAACGGUUUGUGGAGUGUACCAUAGAGUUUUGAUGUUAACCAUGAUGUCGUAAUUCAUGUAUGCUUUACGGGCCUUCUUUCUUAAACUCAAUUACUCACUCACAGCUGACGACGAUAAUGGGUAGUGUACUGACAGUGCUUUACCCACAAAAAAAAUUACAUCACACGAGCUUCUUGCGCACAAGCUUCAACAAUAUUUGAAGCAACUAGAGAUAUGGGCCGGGUUGUUCAAAGCUGGGUUAAGAUAACCCAGGGUUAGUAUAAAAUUUUAUUUAAGAUCUGAAAGCUUGAAGAAAAAAUUCAGCUUAAAUAUUUUUGUCUUCAAUUUGUUGAUUGAAUGCUCUGAAAAUAAAUGGAGAAAAUUAUCCUCAAACAGCUUUUGAACAGAGAAAAAUAGAAACCUAGAUUGAAAUUUAACCCUGGGUUAGCGCUAAUCGGCUUUCGAACAACUGAGCCAUGAUUAUUAGUCGUGGAAGGUGAUGAGCGAUGGGUCAAACAAACGUUUUUACCUUUCCUUUCUAAAAUUUUUCUUUUUAAAUGUGUUGGAUCUCAUUUCAUAGUCACAGCCUUGUGGUUUUUUAAAAUGAAUUUUUAAAUUUUAUAACAAAUAUCUUUCUACUUAACAAAUAGGUUAUUCGCUCUCGAUUUCUGUCGUGUUCUAGGAAUCGAGAGCUAUUAAUCUAAUCUAAACCUAAGCGUUCUUCUUAACAAAACGGGAGAGUGUCAUAUCUUUAUUUUGUUUUACACCUGCACACAUGUUAGGCUACUCAAUAUGUAUCACGGAAUAGUUAAAGAGUUGCAUAGCCUUCUAAAUUGAAGUAAUUGUGAUAAAACGCUAAAACUGCAUAUCAUUUCCUUUUUUGCCUUUUUUUGCAUCAUUGCUGUCAAGCUGCACGCUUGAGGCAUAUGUCGCCUUCACCGGCAACACGGUAAUUGGUAUUAAAUAAAUGUAACUGUGCAUCAAUAAUUAGUUUUUUACUAUCGCAGGCAGGUCAGAUGACGCACCAGGCAUUGCAGGAAUGACUGAUAGCGACUCGUGUCUAGAAGUGGCCUCAGGGUGCUUGUUAUCACCAGAACUACUGUCUCAAGAGAGCUCAGAGGAAUUAGUGAUAUCUGACUACGUACCCCUUGAGAUAGGUUUGGAAGUCACAGCCUUGUAACUUUUUACAUGAGUUUUAAAAUUUUAAACAGGCCUGAGAGUACCACUCUUGUCGUAAACAUAGGCGUAUGGGCAUCUUCGGACCGAGGAAGGAGGGGGGGGGGUGUGAGAGUUUGGCAAAUACCUCAAUACCCGAGAAAGUGUUAUACGUGGAAAGCCCAUCAAAGAAGCUCAUAGGAUUGAUAUGUGCCACUUUUCAAUGCGAAACGAUUGCAUCUGAACUAGGAAAAAAAGAAUUGUUUCCUAGAUAUAUGUUUAUACGUUUUAUCUUUAUUGUAGGAAAAGAACAUUCUAUUAUAGUUCAAGAGAACUUGACAGACGGUGGCACUUUUUGGGCUAAAGUUACUCGGGCAAGGAAGGAGGAAGAUGCCUUCGUGGAUGCCAUGGUGCGCAUGGGGUAAGCAUUUUCCGUGCUAGGGUUUUUCAAACGCGUCCAUGCAGUUCUGUGUUUCGUUCCGUGUCUCAGGGAGUAGCGUCUUUCCUAUUUCCCAAGCCUUCUUCGGACGCCCAUGCGAAAAUGAGUUCAAAGGAAUGACGGAGCACCACACGAAAUGCGCGCAGCAUUAUUCACGAAAGAUAUGUAGGGUCUUAAGUAGAUGAUUCCCCUUUCAAUAGAGGUUUAUGUGGAGGAGUCAGUCUCCUGGCUUUCUCGUCUCUUGAUCGAGUUCGUUUAGCAGUGAAAGAGUGUUAUUAAUGAAGCAGCUAUUUUCUGACAGGACCCACAUAGAAGCCAGAAACAAAACCCUUGAUCCAAGUGAGAUAUUUAUAUACAAGCAGUGUGCCGUGAAAGGCCGAGAUGGACACUGGUACCGAGCUCUUGUAGAGAAAACUCUGGACAAGGGGAAGGUAAAUUGGUUUUCCUGUUUAAGUCUUGAUUUGUAACGGACAAUUUGAAUAGCUGCAAGGUGAGAAAAAAAAAAAUUUUCUAGAAAAUUACCUAUUUAUUUGUUAUCUUCAGAUUUGCGUUCGACUUCUGGACAUUGGUGAUGUGUGGGAAGUGAAUCAAAGAGCACUGAGGGUGCUUGAUGAUAAGUUUUACACGUCUCCUCCUGCACAGGUCAGUCAUGGACAUGUUGCAUAUUUGUUUUGUUAGAGCAAAUAUGAAGGGGCUGUGUUGACAAGAUACGGUGUGCAAUUUACUCAAAUUGGAAACUGCACACAAAAAUAUAUUUAGAAUUAAUUUACUAAAUUUACACAAAAAAAAUACCUAGAAUUAAUAUACUAAAUAACCGUUUCGUUUUUUCUUAUAUCCACUUAAGGCUUUUGAGUGCUGCAUAGUGUACUCAAAUUCUGCUAACAAGAAGGUACGAGACAUUUUUUGUUAUUUAACGUUUUGUAAAGGUAGCUAGGUGAGUAGCGGUCCAUGGGGCAACGUUAAAUUACUGAAAAUCUUAAAAGGCUUUUGUUGUCAGAAGAUGACGCUCUUAGUUCUCUUAUUGCUCGUUCGUAAUAGAACUGACCUGCAUCGCCACUCCGUAGAUCUGUUAUUUUCGGCUUCAUUCGAAUGCAUUCGGCUGGACAAGUUGUAUUCGACUGCGUUCGGGGCUAUUGGUGUGUCCCAAAUCGGCUGUUUUCGGCUACUUCGUCUUCUAACUAGGUGAUGAUGUGGCCAUUGAGCUGUUUUCAUUUCUUUUUAGGAAAAAAGUCGAAUCGCCAAACUCGUGAGAAGAAACAAAAAGCUCCAAGUUUUGGUGGUAAGUGUCGUUUUCGUCUUGUGGUAUUUCCUUUUGUUGGUUUUAUAAAACCAAAUUCUGAAUAUGAAAACCUUACUCCUUUUUUUUUCUCUUUGAGCAGAAAGGUUACAGUGCGGGUACUGUUGAAGUUCAAAUUCUGUCGUAAACAAGAUGAUUCUUAUUUAUCAGGUAUGUUUAUGAAGCAAUUCAUUUUUUUCUAUUUUGAACUUUUGAGGGUUCAAAAUAGAGCGCUUUUAAAUUAGAUGUCGUCAAACCGAAACCAAAGCAAUCACAACGACUAAACUAAUCGCAGGUAGCGGGGAGCCAAGGGGAUCUCUUAGUACGAACAAGAAACUGUCUUGAGCUCGAGAAAACGCAGAUCGCAGGUAGCUAGAAGCCAGGGAAAAUUCUUAGUACGAGCAAAAAAACUGUCUUGAGGGCGAGAAAACGCAGAUCGCAGGUAGCUGGGAGCCAAGGGGAACUCUUAGUACGAACAAGAAACUGUCUUGAGCGCGAGGAAACGCAGAUCGCAGGUAGCCAGAAGCCAACGAAAACUCUUAGUACGAGCAAGAAACUGCCCUGAGCGCGAGAAAACGCAAGGGGUGAUUUCAAGGUUGGUUUGAAUUUGAUUCUGGUGACCCGUAUUUGCUAAUUGUAUCCUAAAAUAACGCAUAAGCCAUUACAAAAUAAUUUGGUUUUUAUCAACUUAGCCCAUCGCCAGAGAGAAUGAGGAUGGUCUAACGAUUGGAAUGUCGACUCUAAAAACUCUUUACGGUGGCCUAUUUGCAUGAUCAACUCUGUUGCUAAAACCAAAUUGUUUUGUAAUAUCCCCCAGAGACGUAGCACCACAGUUUCUUUAGAGUCAUUCUUCCUUUAGGCACCAGCUAUUAGCUGAGGCGAAAACCGCCUCCCAGCUCCGUAAAUUCAGUUAGUGUCUCUUGGUUUUCUUAAAACGUUUGUUACCCGAGCGUUCUUAAUAUAUUCGGCUCCAUUGACAAUGGUGUUUGUUUUUUUUCCCUUUCAGAUUAUUUUAUUGAACUUUGAUGUCCCAAACUGUCGUGGUUCUUUUUGUCUUGGAUAUAUAUCUAAUGUUCAUGCAAAUGUUGAAUACUUUUAUACGCUCUCAGAACUUCCUUUAGAUUUCUUACUUGCGAGAUGACAGAUUUACCAAUAGACAUUCUUUUUGGUACUUAAUAUAUAGUGAAUUUUCUUGAGAAAAUUCUUUGAUGUUUUGCCAAGUUAUUUAUUGUAACGAUUGUAAAUAAUAAAGCUGCUUUCGUUUUUUCAGUUU
Messenger RNA from Pocillopora meandrina, 16591 nucleotides. NCBI's taxonomy places the organism in Eukaryota, Metazoa, Cnidaria, Anthozoa, Scleractinia, Pocilloporidae. The record is from the annotation of a GenBank genome assembly.